UAAGAAUGGCCUUAAAAUGUCCAUAGGAGUGUCUUGUGCUAUCUGGGAUGUUACCUCAUAAUUAGUAUCACCAUAUUACUAUGGAAGUUUUAUUUAUUUCUAACAAUGGUUACGCGAUGAACGUCGUAAUUCGUGCUCCGAGAAGAUAGCUCAUUGUAGCUGUAAAGAGAAACCGGUUUCCCAAUGGUUCUCCCACGUGGAAGGCGGUUGGUAAAGCGGGGAUAAGUUACAACGGUACAUACUUUCACAUGAUGUGCAUUUCAGUGUUCAAGAGCAAUCUCGUUGCGGACCGAACGAUUGAAUGAAUUCUAGUCCCGCUGAAAUCAAAAUAUCACUAUGUCAGACGAAAAGAAGCGUGAGAAAGAGCAGGACGAAGAGAGAACACAACGUGCCAUGAAGAGACAAAUCAUGAAUCUGAAGAUGAAGAAAGUGCCGAAGAUAAUUCUAUCUUCUGUAGUGGGUCCUCUGAUCCUCUACGGCAUAUUUUUCGUAUAUCUGCGUUAUCAAACGCACUGGAGGUAUCUGAUCGAAAGACCGAUUGUAAUAAAUGAGGCUCGACCGCGAUUCUGGGUCUACGCCAAGAGCAACCACACCGGUUACUUGAAACAUGUGCACGCGGUGCUCCAACGACUCGGCUUCCAGGAGGGCAACAACGAGUCCGACUGGGAUCUGUUGUGGGCCCACGAUUAUCCGUUUCGCGUGUUGUCCGCGAGCUUGAUUAAAUUGCAACAGCACCAGCGAGUCAACCACUUCCCUGGUUGCGGCUACAUCACGAACAAGGUAGACCUGUCGACGUCGCGUGGCGGCCGGUACAUCCCGGCGGCGUUCAAGAUGCCCGAGGACCGGCAAGCCUUCCUCGAUUACGCCAAGUCGAAUCCCGCGAAGCGAUUCGUGCAAAAGUUAAAUGAUCAUCGAGGCAUCCGCAUUUGCAGCAGCGGCGACGCCAAUUUCACCGCCGGCACAUUCGUCCAGGAGUUCAUCGAGCGGCCGUUCCUCGUGGACGGUUACAAGUUUGACUUAGGUGUAUACACCGUCGUCACGUCCGUGGAUCCGCUGCGGGUGUACGUUUACAAGGGCGACGUGCUGUUCCGCUUUUGCCCAGUCGAGUAUUAUCCAUUCGACCCGAAGAUCCUGGACAAGUACGUGGUCGGCGACGAUUAUUUGCCGAUCUGGAACGUGCCAUCUUUGAAGAAAUACUACACCGAACUCGGGUACUCGAUGAAGGAUUCGUUCGACGCGUACGUGAGAGAGCGAGGAAAAAAUCCAGCAGAAAUGUGGGACCGGGUGUACGACGCCAUUCGCGAGGUCGCUCUGAUGAAGGAGGCGCAGAUCAGAGAGGUCUCCAAGCGCUUCGGCAACGGCAGAAAUUUCUUCGAGCUCGUGAGAUUCGACCUGGCCCUCGACGAGGACCUCAACGUCUACACGAUGGAGGCGAACAUGUCGCCAAAUCUGUCCUCUGCCCAUUAUCCUCCGAAUCAGUUGCUCUACGAGCAGGUCAUAUUCAAUACACUCGCACUGGUUGGUAUCGCCAAGAGAACUAGAAAAGAAUCCUUGAGGACAAGAAGUAAAAAAGAGGAUGAGAUGGAAAUAGCCAACAAGAAUAUCGUAGUGUUGCCGGAACUCUGUAAAAAGUGUGACAACGACUGCUUCCGCGUGGAGUGCCAAUUGUGCCGACCGUGCUUCACGUCGGAGACGAAACUCAUUUUGACGCAGAGUUAUCUGGAGCAUCAGAACCGAAUGGACUUUCUGAGAAUUUUUCCGCCGCCAAUAACGAGGGAUAUGACGCUGAAGAACUACACACUCAGAAAUCAAUUACUUGUUAGAUGGUACCAAGGAAAAUGCGAAUUAGACAAGACAUGGUGCAGUUGAUCAUAAUGAAAUCAACAGUAUAUCGCGAAUUCUCUUGUAAUAUUUAUUUCCAAUAUAUAAAACUGUAUAUAUAUUGUAUAAACAAGUAGGAACACAGUAUGAAAAUAGUUUAACAUGUACAUGUAAAGUAAUAAUAUGUGGACAUUGAAUUUAAUGAUAUUAGGCCGUCUUAUUUGUACAUUAUAUAUUUAGAAUUUAAAAAACCACAAAGAGAUUUAUUGCUAUAAAAUAUGCUGGAGCAGCGUAUUACGCGAUGACUAAGAACAUAUUUUGUACUUGUGUAAUAUACCAGAUGUAUAAAAAUUAAUGUUUAACGUGAGUUCAGAAUUAAAAAGAAACGGAAAGAUUAUUUGCUCUCCGCUGACAAA
Molecule: messenger RNA, 2237 nt
Organism: Vollenhovia emeryi
Lineage: Eukaryota; Metazoa; Arthropoda; Insecta; Hymenoptera; Formicidae
Gene: TTLL15
Product: tubulin polyglutamylase TTLL6
Exons: 4
Coding region: 337-1869 (510 amino acids)
Biological process (GO): protein modification process
Source: RefSeq, a predicted model, not a curated record